Penicillium argentinense is the source of this 405-nucleotide messenger RNA. Its product is annotated as GFA family protein. The coding region runs from base 1 to 405 and encodes 134 amino acids. The transcript has 3 exons. Lineage: Eukaryota; Fungi; Ascomycota; Eurotiomycetes; Eurotiales; Aspergillaceae. Gene Ontology annotation, molecular function: carbon-sulfur lyase activity. The record is from RefSeq and is a predicted model, not a curated record.
AUGCCUGGCUCUGGAAACUGUCUCUGCGGCAGCAUUGCUUUCGAAUACACCGGCGAACCUGCCUUGACCGCACUGUGCCACUGCACCGCUUGCCAACAAUGGGGCGGCAGCGCAUUCUCCUCGAACGUGGCCGUUCUGACGACAAACUUCGCCAUCACGAAGGGAACCCCCAAGACAUGGGCACGUACCGGAGAUCUGUCUGGAAAAAAGCACCAUCUUUUCUUUUGUGGAGACUGCGGAACCAGCAUCUUCUCCCAGCCUGAGGGCAUGCCUGGUGUUACACAGAUCAAGAGUGGAAACAUGAAAAACUCGAAUAUUCCGAUCAUGGCUGAGAUAUUUGUUACUCGGCGUCGUGACUUUGUAACUGCCGUUGCUGGCUCGAAGCAGGCUCCUGAGAUGCCUUAA